Molecule: messenger RNA, 1358 nt
Organism: Anolis sagrei ordinatus
Lineage: Eukaryota; Metazoa; Chordata; Lepidosauria; Squamata; Anolidae
Source: RefSeq, a predicted model, not a curated record
ACCAAAGAAUUCAAAGUGAAGCUGAAAUAAGAGUCCAGAAGACACAGAAGGAAGGAGGGAAAGAAUAAGAAGGAAGAAGAACCUGAAGUCAAACAGAAAAGAAAAUGUCCGUGACAAAGAAAGGAGAGAAAGAAAACAAGGCAACACUAAGAAGAACCUCAAUGUCAGAUGAGACGCUACCAAAAGACCCGGCUCCCACACUGAAGGAAAUGAUGUGCAAUGUACUGGCAGAGAUUCAAAAAAUUCAAGAAAAACAGGACGCGUACCAAGUAAAACAGGAGGCCUAUCAGAAAACACAACAAGAGCAAAUGCUGGACUUAAAGAAGGAGCUAAAAGAAGAAAUAGGGAAGAUGAGGACAGAAAUGAUGGUGAUGCAACAAGAAAUCAACGAGCUCCAGAAGGAGAAGAAAGAAGUCAAAGAAACACAAGCAAAAGUCCAAGCACAUAUAAAGAAAUUGGAAUUGAAGAACUCAAGGCUGGAAGCAAAACAAGAGGAAACAGAGGCCAAAGACAUGGAAUUUCAGCUAAGGCUAAGAAAUAUCCAAGAAGAAGUGAAAGAAGACAUAAGUGCAAAAGUGAUAGAGAUUCUCACGGAAUUAAUGGAAUGCCCAAAGCAGGAGAUGAAAGAACGGACUGACAGAAUAUACAGGAUCAAUACAAAUUACGCAAAAAGAAACAAAACUGCACGGGAUGUAAUUGUACACUUCACAAAGAAGACGGCAAGAGAUGACAUACUGAGAGUAAAUAACAGAAGAAAUAUAUAUUACAAGGGAAAGAAAAUAAUAAUUCUGAAAGAAUUUCCAAGUACGGUCCUGAAAAAAAGAAGAAAAUAUGCCUUUCUAACGGAGGAAUUAAAGAAUCAGAAGAUAAGAUUUAGAUGGGAGCGGGAUGAAGGCCUGAUGCUAACAUAUGAAGACAAGAGAUACUGGAUAAAGGAUGAAGAAAGAGCAAAGGAAUUCCUGCAGAAGAUAAAAAAGAAUAAGAAACCGAAAGAAAGAGAACAUGAGGAAGGGAGGACGAAGAAGAAAAAACGCACGGACUCCCUGGAAGAACUGGCAGAGAAGGAAGAACUCAGGAAAAAUUCAGAAGAUGGAAGAGACACCCCGAACAUAUUAGACACGGAAGAAGAGGAAAUAGAGGGAGAAGAGGAAGAGGACGGGAACACAACAGAAGAAGAAGAAGAAAGAAACCAGGAAGAAGAAGAUAAAUGUUAGAAGUUUUAAAGAUCUACUCGAAUAACUCGAAUGGUCUGAACUCACCAUGUAAAAGAAAUAAAGUCUUUCACAGAUUAAAAAAAAGUGGCUAUCAUGUCGUUUCUCUCCAAGAAACACACAUAAUGAGCAGGCACAUAAAACACU